Molecule: messenger RNA, 4007 nt
Organism: Linum trigynum
Lineage: Eukaryota; Viridiplantae; Streptophyta; Magnoliopsida; Malpighiales; Linaceae
Source: the annotation of a GenBank genome assembly
UAUCAGUUCCCACCCAACUCUUCUCCAUAGACAAUUAACUUCAAUAUAUUUAUCACUCUUACUCUGCCGUUAGUCCAACAGAGAGACAAUAAUCCUACUCCUACACAAAAAGGGACAUGUCCCCUGGAACAAAUGUAAUUUACCCAUCACUUGAAAUUUGUUCUUGUCCACUGCACGUACCUGAGAGACUCUCGAAACUUUAGUUUCCCAAAUACCCAAUCUGAAAGUUACUCUUUCUUUUUCGUGGUUCUUAUCAGUUUACAAUUUGUUCAUGAAAUUUGACAACCAACAACAGAACCAGUUUCUAGUUUUCUUAACUCAUUCUUUGUUAGCUAGAUGUAUACUACAGAUGGAAAAGACAUGAUGACUAUGUGAUGCAGACAGGUAAUAAGGAAAGCUCACGAAAGAGAAAGCAAGUAUACACAAUAAUAACACCGGCCAAAUUAACAAGAAAGUCGCACCUUUCAGACCAAAUUAGAAUCAAGAGGAGGAAAUCUACAGCGCUAUUCUAUGGAUAUCAUAUACACAGAGACAUGAGGAAGACAAAUAGAAAGUAGAAAGAAAAAGGAGAACAGGGGUUAUUAGAAACCUGGAAGCAGAGUGUCUAUGGACAGCAGGGGUCGAUGCAGGGGAGAGGCAGCCGUGACCGGAGAAGGGAGAAGGGAGACCUCACCGGCCGGCCGUUGCGCUCGCCGGCAGGAGCGGGGAACGAGCCGCCGAAGACGACGACGACUAUGGAGACGGGCGACGGGGGAGUGGCGUCGAGCGAUGGCGAACGGCGACGACGUCGAGCGAUGGCGAACGGCGACGGCUUCGAGUGAUGGUGAACGACGACGGCGUCGGGCUACGGGGAACGGCGGCUGCGGAGGAGGAAGCUGCUUCUCCUUCGUGUCUGGCUGUCUACGCGAAGAGGAAGAAUGAAAUUAGGGUUUCAGCACAGUAGCCUCCCCUUUCAUUUUCGAUAUUUAAGUUUUUUUUAAUUAAAGCAACCGGCCCAAAGGUAAAAAACCGGGCGAGCGGCUCGAGCGGUUCAAGCGGUUAACCGCUUCGGCCGCUCUCCGGCCGCCCCAAAUAACCACUCCGACUAAAUAGUUGAGUCGAGCCGGUUUUAUGGUUGGGUGGCGAUUUUGGCGGCUCGACCGGCCGGCUCGGCUCGGCUUUGACAGCACUGCCUAAAACUAUGACGACUUGCCUGCCUCACUCUCCACCACCGCUUUUGACUUAACCGUCCCCUUCCUAGAUUUCCGAAACGUUUCACAGCGAAUCAGCGAUAUAACACCGUUUGUUAAAUUACAAUUAAUGUUUUGUUAGUAAAACAGUACCGGAAAAAAAAAUUAUAUUUCAAACUUUAUUCAUACCUUGGAUGUGGCUCAAGAUAGUAUUUAGAAAAUUCAGACAUAAGUAAGAAGAAUUAAAUAUCAUUUUUAUUUUUUCUAGUUUUCUUAAUUGCCUUAUAUCUUUUUCGUUUUAACUCGAAUUUUAAUUUUUUUUCACAGAUGGAACGAGUUCAUCGUGCUCUACAAAAUGAGAUCAAUUUUCAAUAUUUUUUGAGAAAAAAAAAAUUCUGGCCUCUCGAUACCAACUGCAUACCAUAUGAUAUCUUCUUCGUUUUUAAUUCGUUUUUGAAAAAGUUUGCACAGAAGGGACGAGUUCAUCAUGAUCUAUUGGAUUUACAAAUUUCUGGGUGAAGAAAUUACAGGACCAAAAAAUACCACACAAUACCAUACAAUACCACCCUGUACCGGGGUGGUAUUGUAUGGUAUCUUCUUCGUUUUUAAUUCGUUUUUGAAAACGUUUGCAUUGAAGGGACGAGUUCAUCAUGAUCUAUUGGAUCUACAAAUUUCUGGGUGAACAAAUUACAGGACCAAAAAAUACCACACAAUACCAUACAAUACCACCCUGGUACGGGGCGGUAUUGUGUGGUAUACAAUGUUAAAAGUCGUAAAUGACAAUUAAUAUACUUCUACUAUCAUGUAUUCAACCAUCCUACAGUCUUGGUUUGUUCAUACCACCAUGAUACGUUUUUCAAACCAUAGGUAUGCUUUUAUUUCAAUACCAUAGGUAAAAAAUGGCUCAAUUUUUUUUGUUCGAAAAAUAUAUUAAAGUGGAUAUCAUUUUGAAGAGCACAAUUAAUCUGAUCUAACUGUGCAAAAAAAAAAUUUCGACUUAAAAUGAGUGAGAAAUCGUCCAUCAAAUAUUAAAGAGGGGAAAAUUAAAGGCUUUCCAGGAGAGAGGAUGCUGAUGUCAUGUUGAUGUGGACGGGUUACUCAUGGUUACUCACCAUAAGGUUACUGACCUGAUCCAUUCCCCUUGGAUGUGAUAUCGUGAGGGAUGAGGCAGACCAGAGGCUAGCCAGGACUCAACGACGGGAAGAGGAGAUGAAGGGAGAGAAGAUGAAGUCUUAACUCUUACGCUCUGUUUGGGAAGAGGGGUAAAUGGGAGGGGUGCAAAUGUGAGGGGUAACACAGUUUCCCACAUAUUUUCACCUGUUUGGUUAAUUUGAAACAGUAGGGGUGCAAAACGGGAGUGUAAAUUUACUAUUUCGGCUUAUCCCAAAUUGGGGUGCAAGGGAAGGAAGGAAGAGAGGGGAAGGGGGAGGGAGAAGGGGGAAAUUAUGGAAUUUUGUUUUCUAAUUGUGUCAUAUAUAAUUAUAUAAUAAUUAAUAUUAUCAAUUUUUUUAUAAAUAUCAUUAAUGUAGACAUUAUUUGGGGUUCAUCAUUUGAUUCCGGAAAUAAGUUUAUCAAUGUUCAUCAAGUCAAAUCUAAAUCUCUUGGUUGACUCGAAUUUGCAUUGAAAAUUAGAGAUACGAAACUGUUUGUGGAAAAGAUAGAGAGAAAUUAUUUGAUUAACUCAAUUUAUUUGACUAAAUAGUUAAAACUUACAAAUUCGAAUGUGUUUGACAAUUUAAGAUUAAACUAGACACGAAAACCCUAUAUAGAAUGACUACUUACGAGUUGAGCUUCGAGUUUUGAGGUCGCUCGAUCAAUGAUAUACAGUUUUUAUAAUUAAUUAUUAUUUGAGCAUUAUUGUAUAAUAAUGAUUUCUAUUAAAGUAUAUUUAUUAUUAUAUAAUAAUAUUUAUUUUAUUAUUUUGUGAUAAUAUUUAUAAUUUUAAUAAUCUAUUUUAUAAUAAUAUAAUUACUUACUUUUGAGUCUAUUUGCACACCCCUACUUUUUCAUCAAAACAACAAUUUACCCCUCCAGUUACACCCCCAGCAAUUUACCCCUCAACUUGCCCCCGCAAUUUACACCCCUUGUUGUCAAACAAAGCGUUAAGGGCUGGCGAGCUAGGGCAUAGUAGAGGUUAGCCGAAACUCAGCUUCGGGAACUGGAUUCCUCCUUGUUUGCUUCGAAGAUUCUAGGUUUUUUUUUAUAAUAUAACUCAUGAACUAUGUGAUAAUAUGUAAAUGAUCCAUUGAUAAAAGAAAAAUAUAAAUGAUUCUUUGUUAGUGAUUUCCGUGGUUGUUUUUAUGGUCAUAAGAUUCACAUCAUUAAGAUUAAUAAGCAAUUAAGCACAAAAAAUUGUUUUUCGAAAUGUGUAUUAUUUACUCAUAGAGAACAAUUUUCACCCAUUAUGUUUCAAUACUAAACAUUUCACUCACCAAAAAAAAAAAAAAUACUAAACAUUUCAUUAAUUAAGCCACUAUACCAAAAAAUUUGCUUUUUAUACCCCAGGAUAUAUAUGUAUAUAUUUUUGGUAAAAUUAUUUAGGGUUAAUACCCUAGUUUGGCCCGAAGUUUGGCCUAAGUGACAGUUUUGGCUCGAUUUUUCUAAUAAGACAGUUGUGGCCUACUUUUCAACUUAUUGGACAAACUUGGCCCAACGUUUGGGUUGACCGUCAAUAUUAACGGUCAAACAUUUUUACAGUUAAUGACUCAGCUAAAUUUACUGAUGUGGACGCUGCAUGAGUGAGUAGUGACACAUCAUUAAAUAAUUAUUUAUUUAAUUUUUAGUUAGAAUUUUUAAUUCUAAAACCAAUUUAAUUAUUAAUAAAUUCCCAAUAUAAAA